UCAUUGGUACAAUUUUUUAAAAAUGUAACUUAUGUUUUUGAUGUUUCAGCUAUUCAACUAUGGUGAAUUACAGAUGUUAUGUAUGUACGCAAUAAAUAGGUUCUUGUUCUUAACUUGUGAAGGCAUUUUAAUUAAAAGUAAUUGAUAUACCAUAAAUAUUGCUUAUGGCUACUGUCAGGUAUGAAUAUGUAGUCGUUAGAGGGAAGUUCAAUGAGGGCCGUAUGAGUAUAGUUUCUAUCCCAGAUGAUUCAGAAGCUAAAAUGUUGAAGAAACAAUUUUCAGGCCACCAUUUAUCAACGUACAAAGGCAUGAUACGAUUAACCAAACAGCCUGGUGAAGUAGUGAAUUAUUUAGGUCGACUUGGCUAUAAAGUAAUAAGUACUACAAAUACAGAAGGUGAGGUUGUUUGGACAAUGCAGAAGGAGAUCUAAUUGCCAAUUGCCAAGAUAGGUAUUAUUGUUCAGUUUGAUUUAUACCGAAGUGUUCUAGAUAAGUUGUUAUUUUGUACCCAUCUUAUUGCAUUUUAUAUAAUAUUCCACAACAAAAUAUAUUAAUUUGUAUUUA
Molecule: messenger RNA, 564 nt
Organism: Diabrotica virgifera virgifera (western corn rootworm)
Lineage: Eukaryota; Metazoa; Arthropoda; Insecta; Coleoptera; Chrysomelidae
Exons: 1
Coding region: 165-431 (88 amino acids)
Biological process (GO): negative regulation of biosynthetic process
Source: RefSeq, a predicted model, not a curated record